AGAUGAAUUUUAGAAUUAAGACCUUGAAUUGUAUAGAGUUACUAUUAUAACAUGGGUAUGGGUAAUAAACCAUUAGUAGACUAAUGUAUUAAUCUAAUCCGUAGCACGUGUCUCUGCGCCAUUGGUCAUUCAUAUGACCUAUUCAAGAUAGACUUACCCCUAGUAACAAUACGAGAUGGAUAUGGAUGGAUCAUCGAUGGACACUUCAAGCUAAUUCAUGUGGUAAAUUUGGAACGAUACGAACUGGCAACAAAUCGGCUCGAGUGGGCAAUAACUACCUUAAACGAAACAACAGCAUCUAAAGAGGUACUACUAUUCCAGCUAGGCAGAAUCCGCACAUGUUUAAUCGAACUAAGAGGUCAGAUUUAAACGAUCUAUUAACUGGAUUGGGCUUGGAAAUUGAUUGCUGGCUCACCUGAUGCUACGGACUGGGAUAAGGUCCUCCGAAACGAAAAUUCCCUUAAUAAAAACAAAGAGCAGCGGUACAAGGUGAAUGAUGAAAUUUUUAAGAAAACUAAUCAGUUAUUGCAGAGGCUCAAUGGCAUUGUGGUCGCCACCAAUUAUGUGAUCAACAAGAGGAACUUGGAUAGGAUUUCUCAAGAAGUCCAGCAUAAAAUCUUUAUCCUGAAAGAAGACGUCAACGAACUGAUCCGUGCUUGUCAGAUGGCUAAAGCAGGAGUCGUCAACACCAAUUUUCUGAGUAUAGAGGAAGUUAACCAGCUUGUCAGUGAGAUCGACGUUCUUCCAUACAGCAACGCCAUCGAAGCGAUUGAAUAUAGCAAACCAUCGAUCUACACCAACAACACACUCCUCUUAUACGUGUUGUCCCUACCAAAGGUCACAGAAGCUAGAUUUAAUCGCCUGAUCGCAAGAGCUAACAUACAGAACGGCGUCCGAGUGGAAUUGGCAUAUCAAACAAUCCUGACCAAUAAACAUCAGACAUUCGGCAUCAAGGAACACUGCUUGCAAUUAUCUGCUACCAUGAUCUGUGAAGGGAAAUCACUCGAUCUGCUACCAGAAUCUAGUUGCCUGACUCGUCUUCUCAAGGGAGGACAAACAAGUUGUACUUACGCUACCUGUAACGAUUCCACUGUUGAAAUCAUCAAGGAUGAUACCAUUUUCCUUGACAAUUUUAUAGGGAUUGUAAAAUCAGGUAACAAUUCAAAUACACUUAAUGGUUCUUAUAUCCUCCAGAUGGACCAUGAAACCGUAGCAAUCAAUGGCAAAAACUACUCGAGUACUAGUAGAUCAGGAGUACAGGAGCUUCCACCAAUCUUGGCCAGCGUCACCAACCGCAGUGUGGCAAUGAACCUUAACCUAAAACACGGGAUGACAGCUCAUAAUAUCAAGCUCCUGGGAUACGUCAAGGAGAAAACCAAUUGCACAUUUGGAGAAGGAUUACGGCGAAGAUACACCUACCUGCGUUGAACAUUGACAACAAGGCUAAUUCAAAAACCGAGGAACGUCCAUCCAAUCUGCGGGACGCAGACCUUUAA
Molecule: messenger RNA, 1496 nt
Organism: Rhagoletis pomonella (apple maggot)
Lineage: Eukaryota; Metazoa; Arthropoda; Insecta; Diptera; Tephritidae
Exons: 2
Coding region: 664-1428 (254 amino acids)
Source: RefSeq, a predicted model, not a curated record